AUGGCUAGGCUUACACUCAUUUCGGUCAUUGGCCUUCUCGCCUCAGUCCCUUGGGCUCACGCUCGUUUUGACAGCACUCUUCAGACUAACCUUGCCGUGUAUUGGGGCCAGAACUCCUAUGGCACGGUGAACUCCCAACAGCGUCUGUCUGCAUAUUGUUCAAUGACGCAGAUCAAUAUUAUUCCAAUUGCAUACAUGAACGGUAUCAACACGCCUUCAAUCAAUCUAACCACGUCGAAUAACAACUGUAGCGCGUACACGGGAUCGCAGCUCCUUGACUGCGCACAGCUUGAGAAUGAUAUCAAGAUUUGCCAGAAGACAUACGGCAAAACAGUCAUGCUCACGCUGGGUGGCACCACGUUUAACGAAGUCGGUUUCGAAUCUGUUGCGAAAGCUGAGGAGGCUGCUGUGCGGGUCUGGCAGCUAUUCGGUCCUGCUAUCGCCACAGAAAACCGGCCCUUCCGCACUGCCGUCAUCGAUGGUUUCAACUUUGACUUCAAAAGCUCCGCGACCAACAUUGUCGCCUUCGCAGCGAAGCUGCGGGCGAUCACGGACAACAAUUUCUCGUUGCCCUGGCUCAGUGGCGGCUCCAACGCGCAGAAGAAGACAUACCUGGCUGCCUCGCCUUCAUGCUCCUUUCCAAACCCGUCAAUGAACGAUAUCCUGGCCAAUGUCUACCUAGACAUGGUUUUCGUGCAGUUUUAUGACAGCAGCUGUGGCGCCAACACGUUCCUCUCCAACUUCGCCAGCUCUUCACAGCCCCAGAUCCAGCCUAACUUCAACUUGAGGACCUGGAAUACUUGGGCCACCUCCCUGUCCGUGAAUAAGGACGUCAAGAUCUUUGUUGGAUUGCCAGCCGGUGUUGCUGCGGCCAAUUCUGGAUACGUCUAUGGGGACCAACUGUGCGCAAUCAUUACGUUUGCUAAGACGUUUAGCAACUUCGGUGGUGUUGUUCUAUGGGAUAUGACCUCGCAAAUCUCCCACAUCAACGAUCUCGAUCUCGUCAACUCGAAGCGCCUCGAGUAUUGGAACAGCAGAGGCAUCGUCGACUUCGCUUCGAUUGACUUCAUCCGAGACUACUUCGUCCCCGCGGAGCACCACUCCCAUCCCGUCUUCGCUCGUUACCUCUCUUUCUUCUUCGUUUGA
This is a messenger RNA of Neoarthrinium moseri, 1146 nucleotides long. RefSeq lists its product as uncharacterized. Gene Ontology annotation, molecular function: chitinase activity. The transcript is spliced from 4 exons. Gene Ontology annotation, cellular component: extracellular region. Gene Ontology annotation, biological process: carbohydrate metabolic process. The coding region runs from base 1 to 1146 and encodes 381 amino acids. The record is from RefSeq and is a predicted model, not a curated record. NCBI's taxonomy places the organism in Eukaryota, Fungi, Ascomycota, Sordariomycetes, Amphisphaeriales, Apiosporaceae.